AUGGUAGACAAAUCAGAAAAAGAGAAGGAGCUCGCAAUAGAUAGGGGUCGCCUAAUCAGGCUUUGCGUGCCCGAGGAGACGAGCAGCAGAAAACGCAAACAUAGGGGUCAAAGUUCUUGUGGUGAUCCCAAAGGUAAGCAGAAGGUCAGGGGCACUAUCCAUGUGAUUGUAGGCAUGGAUGAGGAUUGGGAAAGUUCUAAUGCAAAGAGGAAAGCUCACAUGAGGUGUUCGAUAAUGAGAACAGCGAAGAUGGUGGCACGAGAGCCUGCAACUAGGGGGCAAAGUUCGCAGAGGACAGAGUUAGCUAGUCAAGCCUUAGACUUGGAUAGCCUAGAUGCGAGGGAUGAGAGAGAAUGUUUGAAGGCGAACUCCGAUGAUUUUGCCUGGUCAGCAGUAGAUAUGCCAGGGAUAAACCCACAGGAGGUAGAUAAAUUAUUCUCGACAAGUUUUAUCAGGGAAGUUGUAUAUCCAGAUUGGGUCUCGAAUGUGGUCAUGGUGAAAAAAGUAAACGAAAAAUGGAGGAUAUGUAUUGAUUUCACCAACCUCAACAAUGCGUGCCCCAAAGAAAACUUCCCUUUACCUUCGAUUGAUUGUUUGGUUGAUGCUUCUGCAGGUCACAAGUUCAUGAGCUUCAUAGAUGCAUUUUCAAGUUAUAACCAGAUUUUAUUGGAUCAAGGUGACCAGGAGAGAACAACUUUCAUCACCAAGGAAGGGUUGUUCUGUUAUUAG
This is a messenger RNA of Gossypium raimondii (Peruvian cotton), 729 nucleotides long. RefSeq lists its product as uncharacterized. NCBI's taxonomy places the organism in Eukaryota, Viridiplantae, Streptophyta, Magnoliopsida, Malvales, Malvaceae. Bases 1 to 729 code for a protein of 242 amino acids. The record is from RefSeq and is a predicted model, not a curated record. The transcript has 6 exons.